Brassica napus (rape) is the source of this 4651-nucleotide messenger RNA. RefSeq names its product protein HUA2-LIKE 3. Gene Ontology annotation, cellular component: nucleus. Gene Ontology annotation, biological process: regulation of transcription by RNA polymerase II. The transcript has 11 exons. Gene Ontology annotation, molecular function: transcription coregulator activity; double-stranded DNA binding. The record is from RefSeq and is a predicted model, not a curated record. The coding region runs from base 243 to 4259 and encodes 1338 amino acids. Lineage: Eukaryota; Viridiplantae; Streptophyta; Magnoliopsida; Brassicales; Brassicaceae.
ACACCGACCCAACCCCAUUAACAAUUUUCUAUCAAACAAUCCUCUUUUUCGAUUUCGUGUGCGAAUCUUCUUCUUCUUCUUCUACCACAAAGGCGAAUCAAAUCUACAGCAAUCGAUAAGGGUAUACGAGACCACGCAUCACUUGCUCGCCUGGGGAUUGAUUACUCAAUGCCUGCAAUCUCUUCAUCUGUCACCGAAAACCCUAGGCACUCCCAAUCUGCUAGAAUCGUCGAUUUUCCCUGAUGGCUCCGAGCCGGAAGAGAGGCGGUGGUAAGGCUGCAGCAUCCGCCAGGCGAGAGUGGAAGGUUGGGGAUCUAGUGCUUGCCAAAGUCAAAGGCUUUCCUGCUUGGCCUGCCGCGGUUAGCGAGCCAGAUAAGUGGGGCUACUCUGCCGAUAAGAAGAAAGUAUUCGUUCUCUUUUUCGGCACUCAACAGAUAGCUUUCUGCAAUCCUGCUGAUGUAGAAUCAUUUACAGAGGAGAAGAAGCAAUCUCUUUUGACAAAACGGCAUGCCAAAGGUUCAGAUUUUGUCCGUGCGGUUAAAGAGAUCGCAGAGAGUUUCGAGAAGCUGAAGCAGCAGGUCGAAGCUAAUGAUCCUAAAUCUGCUGAUGAAACAACUGUUGGAAGCUCUGGGAACACUAUUGAGCUGCCUCAGGUUCGUGAAAACCUUAUUGGUACAAGACUUGACACUCAAAUAGAGUCAAAUUCUAGUCACGGUAAAGAUGAAUCAACACUUCUCAGUGAGGAUGCUUCAGCUGCUGAACAAAUGCUAGCUCUACGUCACAACAGUCUAUCUCUUAAUGUAGCAGCUAAAGAUCUGUGUGACACAGCUAUACAUUCUUCAAAGAGAAGAAAUGAAACGGCACGGUCUCAAAAGUGUGCUCCACAGACAAUAAUAUUACCGGUUCAGCACUCCAAACUAACAUCAGGGUUGGAACUGGAUAGGCUUCAAAGACCCCUGCGUCAAUGCAGUGAUGGUGGCAACAUUGUCGAUGAUAUAGAUGAUGGAGAUAUAAGAAGAAGAAAGAGGAUCCGAAGGCCAGGUCAUUCUGAAUCAGAUGAUGUGGUUUCAUCAGCUCUAAAUUUGCACGGAUCUGAUGAAGAGAACGCAUCUGAAAUUGCUACUGUUGAGUCUGACAAUAAUAGUAGGAAUGAAGGCAAUGGUGUGGAUUCUGGUUCCAAAGUUGAGCAUUCUGAUGAUGUUGGCGAGGGUUGUGAAGGAAGUCAUGAGCUUAGCAAGGGGCUUGAUUUCCAAAUUAGUACCAUGGUUACGAGGAAGAAGAGGAAGCCUACCAGAAAACGUGAAGCCAAUGACCUUAUUGAUCCUCCUGCUAAAGUUGAAGCAGAAGAAGGUUUUGGGACCAAGGCGUGUGAUAGCUGCCAGGGAUCUGAAAAUUCUCAUGAAACGCUGAAUGAGAGGCCCUGCGGAGAGAAAGGUGAUGAACACUUACCUCUGGUAAAGCGAGCCAGAGUCCGGAUGAGUAGAGUAUUUUGUACUGAUGAAAAGGGCAAUGCCUCUUCACAGUUGGAAGAAAGAUCAUCCAAAGACUCUCCAACAAGUGCAGCCAUGCAGCCAUGCCCUUCUGUUGAUCAUGAAAAUGAUAUUGUAUCUGGUCAAGAUACUUCUGCGGCUAAAGAAUUUAACAGCUUUGAGUUAUCUGGUAAGGUCCCAGGUGAUAUGGCUGAUGUAGGGCCUUCUCAUAUGGAGAAACCUUCUGGCAGAAUGUCUCCGUAUAAGGUAUGUAUUCAGACUGUAGGAGAUAAAAAAGCUGCUACGGAGUUACAUGAGAACGAAUUUAGCCUGGCGCCAGAUGAUGAAGUAACUCGAGCACAAUCUAAUCAACUUGGCAGUUUGCCAGAAGGGAACACUCGUGUUUCUGAAGUUGUUCAGGGCUCUUCGGAGGUAUCGCAAACCGUGAACUGUCUAAACAUUGAAUCCGAUCCUAUUGACUUGCAGUGCACACGUCAAAAUGAGAAAAAUGGACUCCCUUUGAAUUCUGAUACCGUGGAUUCAUUUGCAAAUAAGCCCCCAAGUUUAUGCCCGGGUUUGGAUUUGACAGCAUCAUCGGUACCUGCUCAAUCUCCUCACCAACACGAAAGCCAGGACAAUGAUUCUUGUGAUAAUUCAUUAGUCGUUGUUGGGGAUUCUUCUUUUAAAGAAAAAUGUGAGACUUUUGAUAAAAUCGCUCAGGAUGUUCAGUCCCAAGCUGUAGAACAUUCUCAAUUGUUCUGGUCAGUGGUCAGUAAUCAGGAGGCUGAAAACAUGCAGGAAACUGAAAACAAUCUACGGAUAGAAAAACAAGGUACUCUGGAUAAAGAACUUGAGAGUGGCAAACAAGGUUAUAUAAUAGAGAAUCCAGCCCCCUGUGCUACUGAAUGUUAUAUUGUAGUUAAAGAAGCGGAACCUCAGUGUGGAACGGCGUAUAGCCACUGUGAGGAUGCUGAGGAGAACAAAAAGCUGGAAAAGAGCUGUGAGACGGAUGGGCAGAAAGAGCAUAUCCAAGCCACCAAUUCUGUCUCAGUAUCUGAGAACCUUUCACCUGAAAAAAUGAGGUUAACUCCAGACUCUCCUGCAAGGGGUAUACCACAUAGCAACUCAAUUUGCGAUAUUUCUACUGUAGAAAGUGCAAAUGGUAUGCAGAGCAACAGUUAUUGCUGCACCAGUGUUCAGUUUGGUGAGAAGAAAACUAUGAGUGAUGACACUGUCAAAGAAGAAAGGAAAGGUGAAAUAGGUGCAACUGAGGUAAAGAAAGUUGUUAUUUCUGAUGUGCAAUUCACUAUUGAAUCAUUUGAGACGGCACUUAGCUCCUUGGUGAGGACAAAGGAGACCAUUGGCCGCGCAACACGUUUGGCUAUGGAUUUGGUGAAAUUUGGUGUGUCGGCAAAGGCCAUGGAAAUUCUUGCUCAUACUUUGGAAAGUGAGUCAAAUUUACAAAGAAGGGUGGACUUAUUUUUCCUUGUGGAUUCUAUUGCUCAAUGCUCCAAAGGCCUGAGUGGUGACGCUGGUGGGGUUUAUCUUUCAUCCAUUCAAGUUAUGCUGCCUCGCCUAUUGGCUGCUGCUGUCCCAGCUGGAGCUACCACACAAGAAAACCGGCAACAAUGCUUGAAGGUUUUGAAGCUUUGGCUCGAAAGAAGGAUCCUUCCUGAAUCUAUUGUUCGUCAUCAUAUAAGAGAACUUGAUUCACAUAGUAACGUUCCUGCUUGCCUCUAUUCUCGGCGCUCAGCUCGAACAGAAAGGGCGCUGGAUGACCCCGUUAGAGAUAUGGAGGGUAUGCUGGUGGAUGAAUAUGGAAGUAAUUCAACUCUCCAGCUUGAUGGAUUUUGCAUACCUGCAAUGCUCAAGGUUGAAGAUGAAGGAAGUGACUCGGAUGGUGAAUUUGAGUCUGUCACCCCUGAACAUGAGUCAAGAAUCCUUGAAGAACAUGUUACACCAUCCAUUACUGAAAGGCAUACCCGUAUACUUGAAGAUGUUGACGGCGAGCUUGAAAUGGAAGACGUGGCUCCACCUUGGGAUGUUGGAAGCAGUGCACCCACUGAUGAAGCUGGUAAUACAGAGUCUGCAAAUCGUCAGCCUGUCUUUGGCACUUCACAUCAGAACGUGACCUCGUCAUCUCCAUUAGCUCCCCCUUCACAGAAUGCUCAGUGUGCCAUGUCUGAUUCCUACUCAAAUGGCUUCGACUGCAGAGGAUAUCCCAGCAUGCAUGGAGAUCAUCAGGCAGAUAUUCCAAGGAUGAAUCCACCACCUGUGCAUUACCGAAGUCCUGAGUCAUCUUAUAGUUCCCGUGCAUCUUUGUCAAAAAGCAUGGCACAUGGUGAGGAUUCUAACUUCCAGCAUGGGCCUUAUCCCCCACCUCCGCCUUCACAUCAUUAUUAUCCAUACAUGGAGCCGGAGCACCAUAGAAAGCCGCGGAGAGAAGGUCCAUCAUACCCUCACAGAUCUCAUUACACGCCGGAUUUUGAGGAAAGGAAUUAUCAUGAUGGCCAUGAGAGAAUGAGGCCUGCGGCAUGUGAGAGUCGAGACAAUUGGAGAUACCAUCCGUCCUAUUCUCAUGGUCCACGAUAUCAUGACAGACAAAGAGGCCCUUAUCAAUCCAGCUCACACAGUGGCCAUCACCGUGAGUAUGGAAGGUUUGAGAACGACAGGUGGAGUCAUUCUCCGCGUGCAUAUAACAAUAGGCACUCUUUUCACUAUAAGCCACAUUCAGAAGGUCCUGCUCCAGUAGCAAUGAGAGAUCCUCCAGGCACGUGGCAUCAAAGGUGAGUUUACAGAGGUGGACUGGUGAGGCUAUGUCUGAUGUAAUUUGAAGAGUGAGUUGGGCUCGAGGAUAGUUGACUAAGUGAGAGAGAGGUGUAUUGGAGGCUUGUCUAGGGACUUUUUUUUUGUGAAGAAGGAAAAGGGAGAGAGCGAGAGUGUACAUAUGAUGAUGGAUGGUAUUUGCCAACAAAACGAAAACAGAAGUCGUGAAAAUAUUGGGUAAAAGCCUUAUUGUAGAGAGAGAUGAGAAAAGGAGUGAUUUAUUUAGGUAGUUAGUUGUAAUAGCAUUUUAAUCUCUGUUUAUCACCCAACUCCACCAAUAUGGGUGUUUUGUUACUAAUGGUAAUGUGUUCACUCGAAUGAUUGAGUAAAUUAGCUGCUGCCUGCUUAUCGUGUAA